UUGGAAAUUUCCUUUCUUUGCCCUUUUUCUUGCAGAUCUCAUUUGCUGUCAAAUCUUUCUAAACAGGUCCGAUCAACGAAGAGAAUUUCUUGGUUCCAUUGUUGGUUGUUGCAUUAGAAAUUUGGAAUGGAUGCGCGGGUUAUGUUGAUCAUAUGCUGUGUGAAGCUUUCUGCUUAGAUUCACUCCUGGGCAGUUGAUUUCUUGUAGUUCUUGUGAUUUUUAUAUGCAAAAUGCCUGGGCCAGACGGUUAUAUACCACCUCCAUAUAUUCCCCUGCACCAGUCAGAAUCUGAAGCUGAUGGUUUUUCUGAGACGGAAGAAACCUCUCCUCCUCAAGCUGUUGCUCGUGAUCCCUCUCAAUGGUCUUCCGGCAUCUGUGCUUGUUGUGACGAUAUGCAGAGCUGUAUUAUAGGCACUAUCUGUCCUUGUUUCCUAUUCGGGAAAAAUGCAGAAUUUUUAGGGUCUGGAACAUUGGCUGGAUCAUGCAUGACACAUUUCAUUUUAUGGGGCCUGGUUAAUAGCCUUUGUUGUCUGUUCAGCGGAGGCAUUCUAGCAUUUUUUCCAGGAGCUAUGGUUGCUUGUUAUGCUUGUGGAUAUCGGAAAGCGCUUAGGGCAAAAUAUACGCUGCAGGAGGCUCCCUGUGGAGAUUUAACAACUCACCUGUUCUGCCAUCCCUGUGCCCUUUGCCAGGAGUACCGGGAAAUCCGGGAGAGGUCGACUGGCUCAGCUCCUCCUCUCAUAUGGACUGAUAUGAAUGCUCCCACAAUCCAAGCAAUGCAUCCCACAGAAAAAUGAAUGAAUUGUGAUUGUGAUUUACAGACUACCAUUGUUGUCUGUACUGUAGCUUUACAGGAGGGAACUUCUUCUUCAAUAUUCUGCAUUGGUGAUGCUGGGGAUUGAAGCUUAAUGCAUUUCUUAUUAUUUCAUGGCCACCAAUUGACAAAGAAGCAUUUAGUACAGAAACAUAUUCUAUUUCUUUUGCAAAAACACAGUAUUUUUCUACAGAGUGUUAGCUUCUGUAUUUUGUAACAAGUGAUAGGAUGGAAAUCAGAUGAUAUUUGAAAUUGACUUUUGUGAAUAUCAUGUUAAGAUUUGUGGAGCCUGUUGUUUAUUGAGAAUUAGGGGGGUUUUCAUACAAAAUCAAUAUUAUAUUUGUGCUUAAUGACUUUUU
Messenger RNA from Dendrobium catenatum, 1170 nucleotides. RefSeq names its product cell number regulator 5. Lineage: Eukaryota; Viridiplantae; Streptophyta; Magnoliopsida; Asparagales; Orchidaceae. The transcript has 5 exons. The coding region runs from base 231 to 794 and encodes 187 amino acids. The record is from RefSeq and is a predicted model, not a curated record.